Molecule: messenger RNA, 498 nt
Organism: Durusdinium trenchii
Lineage: Eukaryota; Dinophyceae; Suessiales; Symbiodiniaceae
Source: the annotation of a GenBank genome assembly
AUGAUCUAUCGAGUUACAGCUGCUCUCAUCAUGAUGUCCACCCUCAACAUCCCAUGGUUUGUUGAGCAGCCGGGAAGCUCUUUGAUGGAGCAUCACCCUGCGUUUCAACACUUGUGCAAAAGAUUCACUGUCUACAAGGUGUUCAUUUGGCUGGGAGCAUACGGAGGAGAUUGCCCCAAGCCUACGUUGAUCUAUUCGAACUUCAAGUUUAUCGAGAAGCUGUUCUUACCGCUUCCGGCAGACAAGGUUUGGGAGGCGGAGACAUCCAUCAAGUAUGUGGACUCCAGUGGCCAACAUAGAGUCUCUGGAGGUCGAGAUCUGAAAUCAACCCAGGCAUAUCCCCGUUUGUUUGGGCAUGCUGUGGCACAGCUGUUUCUUAGCGAGCGGGAUGCUGUGCGUCAAGCUAUCGCAGAGAGGAAGACACUUGGACUUGUAGCCGACUGUGUUUCAAGUGAAUGGUCAAAAGAAGAAUGGGCCAACCUAGACCAAAAAGACUGA